ACCAGCAUCAGUCGACUUGCAACACUGACCGAUGGUGGAACGAGGCGGGACCCGGCCCUCGUCCCGCGAUCAAAAGGUACAGCACUUGUAAUCCAAUUAUUUGAGAGAAGAGAUGCAAACGGAACGGAACUGGAGGACAUCGUGGACUGUUGGCAAUGGGCGUAGUAGUAGUAGAAGAAUAAGAAGAACCCCGUUGUUUUGUUUCCAGCCGCUGCUGUUGUUUUUGCUUCUGCUCGUGGAAAUUACAGCAUCAGCAGUCAACACUAUUAGUCAGCAGGCGGGCCAUCCACUUUUGGGAAACCAACUGAUGCUGCAGAUGCUGGAACAGCCGCCUCUCUGCGUGGGCAAUCUGUUGAAUGGACGGGCCUACGACGGGGUAGGCGAGGGUGACGUCAUCAGUCGCCUCUCGCUGCUCAAGAGUUGUGACGACGGAAUGAUUUGCCGCCUCAUGCGCUACACGGCCCAACCCAUCGCCACCUGUUUGGACGCUCUGUUUCACCAGCAAGUCGCCACCGCCAACAUUAGCAGCAGCAGCCCACUGAUGCCGGACGAAUUGCUUUUCUUCUUUAUGGGCGACUCGAGAAUUCGUCAACAGUUUUUCAACUUUGUCAAGAUUAUUCCAAACUACGACUGGGUGACGGUGCCAAGUCCCAUUCCAGCCCAUUAUCACGGCGACAUUGAAAUGAUCAGUCGCAUACUCAGACUGCGCGUCUCCUUCAAAUGGCGACCGCUCGUCAACGACGAAUUGAUCAAUACCCUGCGCCACAUACGCGAAACGGCACUGUCCGAUCCAAGGAGACGACCCCAAUUCAUCCUGUUGAGUAUGGCGGUGUGGCACAUGCUCAGGGAACACGGGGCCGACAUCGCCCUCUACCAGAGGAGAAUGACCCACCUGGGACCCAUCCUGACCUCCAUGUCAUCUUCAGGCUCUUGCGGCCGCAUCAUUUGGCUUCGCCAGUACACCUCGGUCGACUCUUACGGCGACAACGGCAAUUCCAACACGCUAGUUGUGUCCGACAAGCUCCGCCACUACAACCGAAUCGCCCUCCAGCGUCUCGUCAUCCAGACGAAAUCUGAUUCCAACGCCCGCCGCGGAGUCUACCUGUGGGAUUCCAGCGAUCCAUUGGCCGACGAAUACGUCCGCGCUUGCGCCAUCCAUAAACGCUACGAGCAUUCCCAUUCCAGUGACAACACGAAGGAAUACGCCACGGCCUUCGCCAACUGCAACGACUACGUUCACACGGGCUACUCGGCCCUUUCACAGGCCACUCAGCUCUUGUUCAACGACCUUUGCAAUGCUCACAGCAUCUCGUAAUACACCAAUUCUCUAUUCAUUGAUUAUAUGGAAAUUGACAUCGAAACUGCCCAAUACAGCGGGUUUUACACA
Messenger RNA from Daphnia pulex (common water flea), 1387 nucleotides. RefSeq lists its product as uncharacterized. The record is from RefSeq and is a predicted model, not a curated record. Bases 113 to 1315 code for a protein of 400 amino acids. NCBI's taxonomy places the organism in Eukaryota, Metazoa, Arthropoda, Branchiopoda, Diplostraca, Daphniidae. The transcript has 2 exons.